GGUGUUCCCAGAAUACGCUGCUUUUGACACGUGUUUCUAAAGAUGGCAGCUUGCAUGCAUGCAUAACAGCACAGUGUUUUUAGAGCUCCUUAAUGGUUCAUAGUGAAGAACACUGAAUAACAACAAGGAGAUUUGACAUUGCAGGACAAAAUGACAGAUGUUGCUCUUGACAAGACUGAUCCAGCUGGUUCAUUACCCAGCACAGAGAAAGAACCAGAUGACAUAAUAGAAGAGAACAACCAAGAGAAUCCGCCAGCAACAGCAGCAGAAGGAGAAGGUGCAGCAGGUGGUCUGUACCGUUACAUCAAAGGAGAUCUCUUCACCUCGGAGAUCUUUAAAGUUGAGAUUCAAAACUUGCCCAAGUACAUUGGUUUUAAUGACCUGAAGAAGUUCCUCAACAAGCAUGGGGUCAAUCCUCACAAAAUCAAGCUGUUUAGCAAACAGAUGUUUGCCUUUGUCACUUUUAAGAAUCAGGAGGAAAGGGACAAGGCCAUGAAGGCAGUGCACGGCAUGCAGUGGAAGAGUAAAGUGCUGAGCGUACGGCUGGCCAAGCCCAAAGCUGAUCCCAUCCUCAAGAAGAGGAAACAAGAGGAGGAAGCGGAAGGUGGACAGCCUGGUGCAAAACGUGCAGCCGGUAGCCAGGAGGGAGAGGAGGAGGAAGAAGGGCCUCUCAAUAUCCAGAUUGCCAAUGCUGUAACACCCUUGUGGAACGUACCUUAUGAAGAACAGCUGAAAAGGAAAGAGAAAGAAGUUGAAGGUGUUCUCCAGAAACUGACCAGAGAAAUUGGCAACAACAACAAAGCCAUGCUUCCCUGGUUGUUUCUUCAAAAAGAGAAGUACAACAAACUGUGCUGCCCACUCGAGGCCAUACGACCAUCACCUGUGCAGACGGAGUACAGGAAUAAGUGUGAGUUUGUGAUUGGAGUGGGAGCAGAUGGAGAGGAUAAGACAGUGGGCUUUCGUUUAGGCAAGUAUAAAGGAGGAUCCUGUGCAGUAGUGAGUCCAGCAGAAACCAGCCAUGUAUCUUCUGAAGCCAAGAGGGUUGUGCAGGGCUUCCAGCAGUUCAUCAGGACAACUCCCUAUGCAGUAUACAGUCCAGAGACUUAUGAAGGUCAUUGGCGGCAGCUAACAGUCCGAACAAGCAGGAUAAAGCAAACAAUGGCCAUUGUUUUCUUCAAUCCACAGAAACUCCAAGAAGAAGAAAUUGAGGAACUCAAACGAAACCUGCGUCAGUAUUUUACUGAAGGAGAAGGACAAGAAAGUGCCAUCACUUCAUUGUAUUUUGUGAGAAUGGGACAGAGAACAUCUGCGGGUACAGAGGACCUGCCAUGUGAACACGUGACUGGAGAAGAAUGGAUUCACGAAGAGCUUCUCGGACUUAAAUUCCGUAUCUCUCCACACUCAUUCUUUCAGACAAACACCCCUGCAGCGGAGGUUCUGUACUCUGCUGUGGGUGAAUGGGCACAGCUGGACCAGGACAGCACUGUGCUGGAUGUGUGCUGUGGAACAGGGACCAUCGGCAUCUCGCUGGCAAAGAGAGUGAAGAAGGUGAUUGGCAUAGAGUUGUGCCAGGAGGCAGUGGAAGAUGCUAAGGCUAACGCUGAAGCUAAUGGGUUGACCAAUGUGCAAUUCCACUGUGGAAAGGCUGAAGAUGUGUUUCCCACUGUUCUUAAUGCUGUCGUGUCCCCCAACGUCACAGCAAUCGUUGACCCUCCGAGAGCUGGGCUACAUUCCAAAGUUAUUCUAGCAAUUAGAAGAGCAGAGCAUCUGAAGAGACUCAUCUACGUUGCCUGCAAUGCCAAAGCAGCUAUGAACAAUUUUACUGAUCUCUGCAGAGCUGUUUCGAACCGUGUGCGAGGAGCCCCUUUCCGUCCGGUGAGAGCUAUGGCUGUUGACCUCUUCCCCCAGACCAUGCACUGUGAAACCAUCCUGCUGUUUGAAAGAGUAGACUACAGCUCUGAAACUCAGACCACAGAAACCUGAAGCUCUGUUAUCUUCAUCUAUCGUGCCAGCACGGCUGUCUCUCUUCCAUUUAAACACUGAGUGAAAUUCAAAUAUUCACUUUUUCUUAAGAGUUCAACUGACUUCAAAGUGCUCAAAACAUUACCACAUUUUUGUAAAGGUUUCUUUUCUCUUUUGUUUGCAUUAAAAACAGCACAAGACAUCAGUUUCUGGUCAUCAAUUUAUUUGCAUAAACAAAUCACUGUGUAUCAGCAAUCAUGUCACAUGAAAAGAACAUUUUUUUUUUUUUAGGCAGCUUUACUUGAAGCUAAAUAAUCCAACAUGAUCCCUUCAAUGAUAGCGACUAAAAAGCACGCUUUUCUUCACACAAUUAAUACACACUUAGCAUGACUGACAGGACAAGUUGUACACUCCAGCCAUGUAUUGGAAAAGCAUAUUCUCAAUGCACUCUUAGUAUGGCAGGAGCCUUGUGCUCAUGGAAAACAGGAAGGUGCCUUCAAUCAGAAGCUCACAAACUUAAAUAUUAAACUCAAUGACAGUGCACUGCAGUUUUUUAGUCGCUGUCCCAAGAAACCCCCCCGUGUUAAACAGACUUCCUGUCAUAUCUGAAGGCCAGAAUCCCCACCCCCCCCCUUCUCCCAUUUUAGUUUGAAGGGAAGUGGAGAUUGUCUUCAAACAGGCACCAUAUUUUAAUCCAGCAGUUAUUGCAUUUUUUU
Molecule: messenger RNA, 2678 nt
Organism: Cyprinus carpio (common carp)
Lineage: Eukaryota; Metazoa; Chordata; Actinopteri; Cypriniformes; Cyprinidae
Product: tRNA (uracil-5-)-methyltransferase homolog A-like
Exons: 12
Coding region: 151-1983 (610 amino acids)
Biological process (GO): RNA processing
Molecular function (GO): RNA methyltransferase activity; RNA binding
Source: RefSeq, a predicted model, not a curated record